Messenger RNA from Microthlaspi erraticum, 1506 nucleotides. NCBI's taxonomy places the organism in Eukaryota, Viridiplantae, Streptophyta, Magnoliopsida, Brassicales, Brassicaceae. The record is from the annotation of a GenBank genome assembly.
AUGCAGAAAGUUUGUUGGCCUUACUUUGAUCCUGAUUUCGAGAAUCUUGGUGAACGCGUAUAUGGACCACCAUGCAGGGUCUACAUUGAUAAUGACAGCAUACAAGAUUGCACCGUUGUGAAGGUGAAUAGUGAGAACAAACAAGGACUUCUUCUAGAAGUGGUGCAAAUCUUGACAGACAUGAAUCUCAUCAUUAUAAAGAGUUACAUCUCUUCCGAUGGUGGAUGGUUCAUGGAUGUUUUCCAUGUUAAAGACGAGCAUGGCAAUAAACUCACUGAUAAAAGCGUCAUCAACCACAUCCAACAUGCCAUUGGUACGAGUAGGCGAGAGUCUGAUUCUGUAAAGGCCAGCGAGCUGAUCAACAAUGCAAACAGUAACUCUUUGGAGCCUCCAUUGCUUGAUCACGGUGAGCACACAGCGAUAGAGAUGACCGGGACAGACAGACCGGGACUCUUCUCAGAGAUAUUCGCUGCUUUCGCCGACUUGCAUUGCAACGUCUUAGAAGCUCAUGCUUGGAGCCACAACGCUCGUUUGGCUUGCAUUGCCUAUGUCUCUGACGACAAUACUCACGCUCCCAUCGAUGACCCGAGCCGCUUGGCUUCCAUCGAGGACCACCUCAGUACUGUGAUCCGUGCCACAACGGAUCCAGCUUCAAACUCUACACACGUGGGUCACAAGGAGAACGAGAUGGAUGGGUUUCUUGCUGGACAAGGUAAAGGCUGUAUGAAUUCCAACGUGGAGAGACGGUUGCAUCAGCUAAUGCUAUCUGUGAGAGACUUUGACGAACCUUUCUGUGGACCUUCAUCGUUGUCACUACUGUCGUCAAAGUUGGAGUACUGUGAUAGGAAGACGACGAUGGUUUCGAUUGGGAAUUGCGAAGAGAGAGGCUAUUCAAUAGUGACAGUGAAGUCUAAGGAUCGAAGAAGGCUCAUGUUUGAUACAAUCUGCACUUUGGUUGAUAUGCAAUACGUUAUCUUCCACGCUGCUCUCCGCUCUGAUGGAGCUGAUGCUUUUCAGGAAUACUUCAUAAGACACAUAGAUGGACGAGCAUUGAACACGGAAGGCGAGAAAGAACGAGUGGUCAAAUGCUUAGAAGCUGCGAUCGAACGACGGGUUUGCGAGGGGUUGAAGUUGGAGUUAUGCGCAGAGAACAGAGUAGGCUUACUCUCUGACAUAUCUCGUGUCCUCCGUGAGAACGGCUUGACCGUCGUCCGUGCAGACGUGGAGACGCAAGGCCAGAACUCGCUCAACGCUUUCUACGUCAGAGAUAUCUCCGGCAACAAAAUCGAUAUGGAGUUUGUGGAAUCAGUGAAGAAAGAGAUGAGACCGAUCCAUCUCGAAGUCAAGAAUGAAGACAAUGCCAAAUACAGAGUUGCAAUUGCGUCGCAUGAACCACCGCCGGUCUCAGCCGCACCGCAACCGCAGCCACCCCACCGUUUCUCGCUCGGUGAGAUCCUACGGUCACAGAUCGAACGCCUUUCUCACAACUUCGUCCCAACCAAAUGA